UGCUAAGUUGGCAACACACUUCCUGCAUCCCGACUCCGCCCACUGGUGCCACCUCACUUUCGGACCGGGUGGUGAAGUUUUUUGUUCCGAGAGCCGCUGACAAGUUAACUGGCUGUGCCGAGAUAAACCACAUUUGUAUUUGUUUGGACAUCAUCCACUCUUAUUUAAUACUGAAUCAUGGCGGUGAACACGGGCACCUCUCUGGUACUGUCCAGUCUGCUGUCAGUGCUGGUGUUUGCUGGGAUGCAGAUGUUCAGUAAGCAGCUGGGAUCCACCGAGUGGCUCACAAUCCUGGGAGGUUUCCUGGGCUCAGUCCUCUUCAUCUGCUGCCUCACUGCAUUUAAUAAUAUGGAAAAUCUCAUUUUUGGGAAGGGAUUCCAAGCCAAGAUAUUCCCAGAAAUUCUGCUGUGCAUGUGCCUGUCACUGUUCGCCUCCGGUCUGGUGCACCGCGUCUGUGUCACCACAUGCCUGAUUUUCUCCCUCUUUGCCUUGUACUACAUCAACAAAGUAUCUGCAGCUCUCUACCAGGCAGGCGUUCCUGCAGCAACUCCAUCAAAAGCCGCCGGCAAGGGCAAAAGGAAGAACUGAUGAGUUUGUUGGAUCCCUCUUGCGUCCUGCAACUCAGCUGUUUCAUAUUUUUUGUAUUAAUGUCUUGAAUCCAUAACUUGGUGCACUUCUGCAGGCUCUUUAAUUAUUACUUGUGAAGUUUUGAUCAGUUCAAUGAGUACAUCUUUGAAAACAUUAUAGCAGUAUAUUUUCUUUUUUACAGUAAUCUCAAUUUGAAUCAAGUCCACAGAGAAAGCCUAUCGGCCGCCACGUUCCGUUGAUGGCCCUUUGUCUGCUCUCUAUUUACACUGAUUGCAAAGAGACUCAAGCGUCAUGUUAUACGUGCAUUCAUCAGCACAUCAAGUUGCGUUUUUGUUAAUUUCCUUUUGUAAUUAAACUCUGUAAAAGACUUUAAAUGUGA
Messenger RNA from Gasterosteus aculeatus aculeatus (three-spined stickleback), 967 nucleotides. RefSeq names its product keratinocyte associated protein 2 (gene krtcap2). Lineage: Eukaryota; Metazoa; Chordata; Actinopteri; Perciformes; Gasterosteidae. The record is from RefSeq and is a predicted model, not a curated record. Gene Ontology annotation, biological process: protein N-linked glycosylation.